AUGGAGUUGUGCAUAGGAGGUGAGCUCUUGGAUAGAAUACUUGCAAGAGGUGGAAAAUAUCCAGAAGAUGAUGCAAAGGCAGUCAUGGUGCAGAUAUUGAAUGUUGUAUCUUUCUGUCAUCUACAAGGUGUGGUGCACCGUGAUCUUAAACCAGGGUGCAAUAACUUUCUAUAUACUUCAAAGGACGAGACAUCUGAGCUGAAAGUUAUCGAUUUUGGCUUAUCAGAUUACGUCAGACCAGAUGAAAGACUCAAUGAUAUUGUAGGAAGUGCCUACUAUGUUGCACCAGAGGUUCUACAUAGGUCUUAUAGCACUGAGGCUGAUGUGUGGAGUAUAGGAGUAAUAGCUUAUAUUUUACUGUGUGGAAGUCGUCCAUUUUGGGCCCGAACGGAGUCUGGAAUAUUCCGAUCUGUCCUGAAAGCUGAACCGAAGAAUUUUGAUGAAGCAUCUUGGGCCACCAUAUCUCCAGAAGCAAAAGACUUUGUCAAGCGCCUUUUGAACAAAGAUCCUAGGAGGCGAAUGACUGCCGCUCAAGCAUUAAGUCAUCCUUGGCUCAGAAAUUAUAAUGAUGUGAAAUUACUCCUUGAUAUCCCAGUACUGAAGCUAAUGAGGGCUUAUGUUCGAUCAUCUUCUUUGCGUAAGGCUGCUUUAAGGGCAUUGGCCAAGACAUUGACUGCAGAUGAAGUCUUUUAUCUGAAGGAGCAAUUCACAAUAUUGCAGCCAAACAAAAAUGGCAGCAUAACAUUGGAGCACAUUAGGAUGGCGUUGAUGAAAAAUGCAACUGAUGCAAUGAGAGAUUCUCGAGUGCCUGAUAUUCUAGCGUCGCUAAAUACACUUCAACACAGGAAGAUGGAGUUUGAAGAGUUUUGUGCAGCUGCACUAAGUGUUCACCAAUUGGAGGCACUUGAUAGAUGGGAACAGCAUGCUCGAUCUGCAUACGAAAUUUUUGACCAAGAUGGAAAUAGGGCUAUUGUUAUUCAGGAACUUGCCUCGGAGCUUGCCCUUGGACCAUCCAUCCCAGUUCAUGCAGUUCUAAAUGAUUGGAUACGACAUGGUGAUGGUAAACUUAGCUUCCGUGGGUUCAUCAAGCUGUUGCAUGGUAUGUCUAGCCGGGGCAUGACGAAGGCUCCAUGA
This is a messenger RNA of Linum trigynum, 1134 nucleotides long. The record is from the annotation of a GenBank genome assembly. NCBI's taxonomy places the organism in Eukaryota, Viridiplantae, Streptophyta, Magnoliopsida, Malpighiales, Linaceae.